This is a messenger RNA of Paramecium octaurelia, 1786 nucleotides long. Lineage: Eukaryota; Ciliophora; Oligohymenophorea; Peniculida; Parameciidae. The record is from the annotation of a GenBank genome assembly.
AUGAGUGAAAUUUUUACACUUCAAUAACUGGCUUAGAUGCAAAGAAAUUUUGUUAGAAGGAAAAUCUAAAUCAAUUUAGAAUGUAAAAAUUAAUUAAAGCAAUUAAGAGACUAAGUAUAAAGUGAUAGAUGAGGUAGUGUAAAUACUGGAUUGGAAGGCAACUCCAUCAGAAUUUGAAUGUCAUAUCUUCUGGAAGGAUACUUAUGUAACAGAUGAAGAAUACCGUCGUUUGUUGCCUUAUCAAAGAAUCAACCAUUUUCCAGGAUCAUAUAUGCUUGGAAAAAAAAAUGAAUUGUGCAGAAAUUUGAAUAAGAUGCGUAAACAAUACCCUUAAGAUUAUGACUUUUAUCCAAAAACAUGGCAUUUGCCUUAUUAAAGCGAAGAGUUGAGAAAUAAACAAGGAGCAGGAAUUUUUAUAAUAAAACCAGAAGCUAAUUGUUAAGGGAGAGGAAUAUUUUUAACAAAAAAGCUUGAUUCAUUUUUAGAUAAGCAUUAUGUCGUAUAGGAAUAUAUCAGUAACCCUUAUUUGAUUGAUGGACUUAAAUUCGAUUUAAGGUAAAUUUGUUAAAUGAAUUCUAGAAUUUAUGUUAUGCUUAAAUCAAUAGCUCCUCUCAAAAUCUUCAUGUACUAAGAAGGAUUAGCAAGAUUCUCGACUAAAAAGUAUGUAAAACCUUAAAAGAAGAAUUUAAGCAGUGUUACUAUGCAUUUAACAAAUUACGCUAUUAACAAAAGAAGUAAAGACUUUGUAUUUAAUAAUGACACAAACAAGGAUGACGUAGGUCAUAAAAGAUCUUUGUCUUCAGUGUUCAAAGUAAUUAAUUUCUGCUAUCUCAUUAGUAUUUGAAAGAUUAGGGUCAUGAUGUGGAUUAGUUGAUGUCGUAAAUUAAAUCAGUGAUUGUAAAGACAAUUCAAAGUGUAUAAGCAGAUUUAGCACAUUUGUAUAGAUCACAAUAGCAUAAUGUAGAUGGAAUAGAAUAAUGCUUUGAAUUGUUUGGCUUUGAUAUUCUCCUGGAUUCUAAUCUCAAACCAUGGUUGCUUGAAGUUAAUCAUACUCCUUCUUUUUCGACUGAUACCCCCUUAGAUAAAAUCAUUAAAAAGAACUUAAUCUUAGAUACAUUAAUAUUAUUGGAUAUUAGAAACAAACCUAAGAAAAACUAUUUAGAUUAAAAAAGGGCUCCUACCUUUUAGAGACCUCCAAAAAUGAACUAAGAAGAAAAGGAAAAACAAAUAAACUAAAUUGCCAUUUAUGAAAAUAAACAUCUAAAUGGCUAUAUUAGAGUUUACCCUGAUGAAGUAUAUGUGUAACUAUAUCAGAUAGAAUUUAUAAUACUACGAAUAGUUUAUGCCACCAAAACAAAAAGAGAAAGAAACAUUAAUUAUUCAAUAAUAAUUAGAAAUUACUAAACAACCUGAUAAAAUACAAAAACUCUAAACUGAGUCUAGACCUCCUUUGGCUAAACCUCCUCCAAAACUCUCCAAAAACAAAUCUUUUAGUGAACUAGAUGACUAACCAAAUCAACCUUUAACUCUUAGAACUGUUGCUCCUUAAACUAGAACUCCAUCUUAAUAAAGACCUUUCAGUAGCAUAGCCAUUAUCAAUAGACCUAUGAGUGCUCUCAGAAAACCUCUAUAUGGAAAUUAACAAUAAAAUCUUAAUUAGUCAUCAAAUUAAUAGAAAUUAGUUUACCCUCCUCCAAUUGAAUAAGCCCCUAAACCAGUAUUCAAAAUGUUACAAAUAAAGACAUUUAGCUUUUAAAAAAUUGAAAAUACCUAAAAAAAUGAAUGA